AUGACGAUUCACAAACACCUACGGCAAAACCACAGAACGGAGCAUCCAUAUCGAGCACCGGAAGAGGAAGAGGACUUGGCUCAUAUUAAUAUGACUCUACGUUAUGCUCUGAUUGUAUUCGGAAUGGUUCCGUUUACAACUUUUCUUCUUGGUAUUUGGGUUGCUGCUCAUCCUCAUUUCUAUAGAAUUGAAAUGCAUAAGAAUAUGUCCGAUUAUAUUAAAGCAAAUUAUCAGUGGAACGAAACUGGAAAUGGUCAAAUAUGGAUACCAUGGGAAAACAAUACGAAAUGGAAUCUGGGAUCUUAUUGGAAUAAUCUCUACGUCAACAACCAAACUGCGUAUACUUUUGGUAUAAAUGACCAUAAUUUUUGUAAUGAACGAAAAGACGAUCAAUUCAAAUACGGAGGAUGGUCAACAUCCAUCUAUCGUUCUUCACAGUUGUAUUCAAGUGUCCAGACCUCACUGCGAUAUGGUGUCCUUUUCGUGUUCCUCCCAUUCGUCUUCAACUCUUUCAUCCUUGCAAAAUCUCUGGUUAUCCAACAUCAAACUUUGGCUUCUGUAGUGAUAGGAACGCUAUAUUUUUGCAAUGAAGUGAUCCUUCAUAUAUCGUACUUUGCUGUACUCACUCUUCAUGUGACUCAUGAACAGGAUUAUAUUCCAAUUAGUAACAUCUACUUUUCAAUUGCAAUGAUACUGUCUAUAUUGAAGCUGAUGUUGAGAAACUUUACAGAGCCUGUUGGACUGUCAACAAUAAUCCGAGGUGUUGGAGUUUUUAUUCUAAUUGUUGCACACGAUCCGUUGACUGCGAAUGUUCAAGAUUUUAUUGAUCAUGUUUAUUGUGACACUUUCGUGACUCCAUUCAUCUGCGUUUUGGAACUCACUUGUAUCCUCAUUCUCUUCUUCAACAACCUCUAUGACAUCCAACAGUCUCGACUAGUUCACCUCGUUGUCUCACAGACAAUAGACGAUGUUAGCAUUCAGAAAAUGGCGAGAAAGUCUGUAUUCCGGCGUGGUAAGCCGCCAUCAAAUUAA
Molecule: messenger RNA, 1032 nt
Organism: Caenorhabditis remanei
Lineage: Eukaryota; Metazoa; Nematoda; Chromadorea; Rhabditida; Rhabditidae
Exons: 8
Coding region: 1-1032 (343 amino acids)
Source: RefSeq, a predicted model, not a curated record